AUGUUUGCCGAUGAUAUAAAGUUGUUCCAUCGUAUCAGUACCCCUCAGGAUUGCAUCCUUCUUCAAGAUGACCUCAACUCCUUGGUCACCUGGGCUGCAACCCAUGGGUUGGAUCUCUGUAUCCCUAAAUGCUCUUUAAUGGCUUUUUAUCGCUCUCUUAGUUGCCCUAUUAGUUUUAACUAUUCUAUAUCUGGUGUACUCCUUGAAUUUGCUGAAUUUCUAUGGACUAGUUCCUUGAAAGUACUUUUUUGCUCAUUUGUUCGUUCUAAACUAGAGUAUGGUGCUGUAAUUUGGUGCCAAGCAACUAUGAGCGACAGCUACCAACUAGAACGAAUUCAACGCAAGUUUCUGAAGUGUGCAUCCUUCACGUCAUCAAUUGAUUGUCCGCCUCAUGACUAUAAUCCAGUACUUUGCCACCUAGUCUUGACCACGCUGGCUGAUAGAAGAGUUCAAACAAACCUAUCAGUUUUGGCAAAACUAAUUAAUGGUCAAAUUGACUCACCUGUUCUUUUAAACAAACUUAAUUUUAGAAUCAAAGUUUUUAAUUCUCGUAGUGUUUUCAAAUUCCAUAUUCCCUUUUGUUCUGUGAAUUAUUUGCGAAACUGUCCUAUGUCACGCAUGAUGCGACUAGCGAACGAGGUUCCUUCGUUUCUAUUGGGGGACUAA
Macrosiphum euphorbiae (potato aphid) is the source of this 666-nucleotide messenger RNA. The record is from the annotation of a GenBank genome assembly. Lineage: Eukaryota; Metazoa; Arthropoda; Insecta; Hemiptera; Aphididae.